Messenger RNA from Trematomus bernacchii (emerald rockcod), 8142 nucleotides. RefSeq names its product slit homolog 1a (Drosophila) (gene slit1a). The record is from RefSeq and is a predicted model, not a curated record. Bases 393 to 5033 code for a protein of 1546 amino acids. Gene Ontology annotation, molecular function: heparin binding; Roundabout binding; calcium ion binding. Gene Ontology annotation, biological process: negative chemotaxis; axon guidance. The transcript has 37 exons. NCBI's taxonomy places the organism in Eukaryota, Metazoa, Chordata, Actinopteri, Perciformes, Nototheniidae.
GAGCAGAGCAGAGCGGGACUGAGUGAGAGGAGGACAGAGACGCAGACGUGUGCAGACCAGAGCACAGCAACUCCACAGAGACAAGAGAGGAGAAGAGUUUGCAAGGAGAAAACAAGAGAAAGAAAAAAACAAGCUUUUUUUAACAUCAGCAAACUGUGGUGGAUAUCAUACCUACAUCAAAAGAAAUAUAGAAGAACAAAAAGGAAUUUGCUUCACAGCUUAGAGGAACAUAUUAGCAUUUCUUUUAGUUUUGUCUUCUAUUUAUACACAUAUUUCAUUAUUUUAGAGGACUUGCAAGGUGUAGCAGGACUCUUUUCUUUCCUCCAGAGAAAAGGUGGACAGAGAGAAGUAAGGGUUUUGUUGAAGCAGAGCUGUCUGCAGUGGAGGUGAAUAUGCCCGUCAGAGGUAGCUGCUUUGGGGCAGGCAUGGGACGGCUUGCCCUCUGGAUGUGGGUGGGGAUGCUCUGCGCUCUGCUCGUGGGCCACAGCAGCGCCUGCCCAGCCCUGUGUACCUGCAGCGGCACCACAGUGGACUGCCAUGGACUGGGUCUCAAAACCAUGCCAAGGAAUAUCCCCCGCACCAGUGAGAGACUGGAGCUGAAUGGGAAUAACCUCACACGCAUCACCAAGAGUGACUUCGCUGGACUCAAGUACAUCCGAGUUCUGCAGCUGAUGGAGAAUCAGAUUACUGUGAUCGAGCGUGGAGCUUUUGAUGACAUGAAGGAGCUGGAGAGACUGCGGCUGAACCGUAAUCAACUGCAGCAGCUUCCUGAGUUGCUGUUUCAGAAGAACCCUGCCCUGUCUCGACUAGAUCUGAGCGAGAACUUCAUCCAGUCCAUCCCCAGAAAAGCCUUCAGAGGAGCUACAGACAUCAAAAACCUUCAGCUGGAUAAAAACCACAUCGCCUGCAUCGAGGAUGGAGCCUUCAGAGCUCUGAGGGGCUUGGAAGUGCUAACGCUGAACAACAACAACAUCAGCAGCAUCCCCGUCUCCAGCUUCAACCACAUGCCCAAGCUACGAACCUUCCGUCUCCACUCCAACAAUCUCAACUGUGACUGUCACCUGUCGUGGUUGGCCCAGUGGCUCAGACAGAGGCCUACGAUUGGUCUAUUCACCCAAUGUACUGGCCCUACUGAGCUCAGAGGACUCAAUGUGGCAGAGGUACAGAAACACGAAUUCGCCUGCUCAGGCCACCAGGAGUCUUCCGGCCCUCAGCCGUGCAGCAUCGGUGGAGGCUCUUGCCCCGCCAUGUGUACCUGCAGCAACAACAUCGUGGACUGCAGAGGGAAAGGUCUCACCGCCAUCCCAGCCAACCUGCCCGACACCAUGGCUGAGAUACGUCUGGAGCAGAAUGGGAUUAAGUCUGUUCCUCCCGGAGCCUUCUCUCCCUACAAGAAGCUGCGUAGGAUAGACCUGAGCAACAACCAGAUCUCAGAGAUAGCUCCUGAUGCCUUCCAGGGCCUGCGCUCCCUCAACUCCCUUGUGCUGUAUGGAAAUAAGAUCACCGACCUGCCCAAGGGGGUGUUUGACGGCCUCUACUCCCUGCAACUGCUGUUGCUGAAUGCCAAUAAGAUUCACUGCGUUCGCGCCAACGCCUUCCAGGACCUGCAGAAUCUCUCGCUGCUAUCACUCUACGACAAUAAGAUCCAAACUGUUGCCAAGGGCACCUUCACUUCACUACGAGCUAUACAGACCCUUCACCUGGCCCAGAAUCCAUUUAUUUGUGACUGUAAUCUGAAGUGGCUGGCAGACUACCUGCGCUCCAACCCCAUCGAGACCAGCGGCGCCCGCUGUGCCAGCCCUCGCCGACUCGCUAACAAGCGCAUCGGACAGAUCAAGAGCAAGAAGUUCCGCUGCUCCGCCAAAGAGCAGUACUUCAUCCCAGGUACAGAGGACACCCGUCUGAAUAACGCCUGCAACAGCGACCCAGUCUGUCCUCCCAAGUGCCGCUGUGAGUCGAACGUAGUGGACUGCUCCAACCUGAAACUCACCAAGAUCCCAGAGCACAUCCCUUCAUCCACCUCUGAACUCCGCCUUAACAACAAUGAGAUUACGACUCUGGAGGCAACUGGAGUUUUUAAGAACCUUUCCCAGCUUAAGAAAAUUAACCUCAGCAACAACAAGAUCACGGAGGUUGAAGAUGGGUCGUUUGAAGGGGCGUCGUCCGUCAAUGAGCUUCACCUCACGGCCAAUCAGAUCGACUCGGUCCGGAGCGGGAUGUUCCGCGGCCUUGAGGGAUUGCGCAUGCUGAUGCUGAGGAACAACAAGAUCAGCUGCGUCCACAACGACAGUUUCACAGGGUUGCACAACGUCCGCCUGCUGUCUCUGUACGACAACCAGCUGACCACGAUCAAUCCAGGAGCAUUCGACACUCUGCAGACUCUCUCCACACUUAACCUCUUGGCCAACUCCUUCAACUGUGACUGCCGGCUGGGCUGGCUCGGCGAUUGGCUGAGGACGAAGAAGAUUGUGACCGGUAACCCUCGCUGCCAGCGUCCUGCCUUCCUGAAGGAGAUCCCUCUGCAGGAUGUGGCUCUGCCUGACUUCCGCUGUGAGGAGGGACAAGAGGAGUCGUCAAGCUGUGUGCCCAGACCCCAGUGUCCCAGUGAAUGUACUUGCCUGGAGACUGUUGUCCGCUGCAGUAACAAGCACCUCCACACACUGCCCAAAGGCAUCCCAAGAAACGUGACUGAACUGUAUCUGGAUGGAAACCAGUUCAGUGUUUUGCCAAAGGAACUGUCUGCCUUCAAAUACCUACAGCUGGUAGAUCUGAGCAACAACAAGAUCAGCUCUCUGACCAACUCGUCCUUUGCGAACAUGAGCCAACUCACCACUCUAAUCCUGAGCUACAACUCUCUGCGUUGUAUCCCCAAAAUGGCCUUCAGUGGACUGCGCUCUCUCAGACUGCUGUCUCUCCAUGGCAACGAAAUCUCCGAGCUUCCUGAUGGCAUCUUUAACGAUGUGGCCUCACUUUCACACUUGGCAAUUGGAGCCAACCCCUUGCACUGUGACUGUCGCCUGCGCUGGCUGUCUGACUGGGUGAAGACCAGCUACAAAGAGCCUGGCAUCGCCCGCUGCGCUGGUCCUCUGGGCAUGGAGGGCAAACUGCUGCUCACUACACCUGCUAAGAAGUUUGAAUGUACAGGUGAUGCGGACACUACAGUGCUGUCCAAGUGUAACCCCUGUGUGUCCAGUCCCUGUCUCAACCAAGGCAUCUGUCACAGCGACAUGGUGGAGGUCUACAGGUGCAGCUGUCCUCCAGGUUUUAAGGGUAAGAACUGUGAGUCAGCUCUGAGCGCCUGUGUGAGUAACCCCUGUGCCAACGGAGGAACCUGCCAAGUGGUUGAAGAGGCCGAGGGAGUAUACAGUUGCACAUGUCCUCUGGGCUUUGAGGGCCCCAUUUGCCAAACCAACAAUGAUGACUGCGAUGACAACGACUGUGAGAACGGAGCGACCUGCCUCGAUGGAAUCAACAACUACACUUGUUUUUGUCCCCCCUACUACACAGGGGAGAUGUGUGAAGAAGUGGAGGAUGUGUGUGCCCCUGGACGAAGCCCCUGCCAACAUCAGUCUACCUGCCUCAUCACCUCCAGUGGGCCCAAGUGUGUGUGCUCUCCUGGUUAUGUUGGUGACGACUGCAGUGUAGACUACAAUGACUGUGAGGAGCAUCGCUGCCAGAAUGGAGCUCAGUGUGUGGAUGAGCUGAAUGGAUACUCCUGUGAAUGUCUUGAAGGAUACAAUGGUCAGCUGUGUGAGGUCGCCCCGUCUCCACUGUCCCUGUGUGAGCUGGCCGACUGCCAGAACGCCGCCAAGUGUGUGGAGCGAGGCGGGCGGGCCCUCUGCCAGUGUCCUCCUGAGUUUGGGGGGCCACGCUGCGAGAAACUUGUCAGCGUCAACUUUAUUGACAGAGACUCCUACCUGCUGCUGUCUGACCUCAAGAACUGGCCACAAGCUAACAUCACCUUACAGGUGUCAACAGCUGAGGAUAAUGGCAUCCUGCUGUACAAUGGAGAAGAUGAUCAUAUUGCUGUGGAGCUCUACCAAGGUCAUGUCAAAGUCAGCUAUGACCCAGGCAGCCAGCCAGGACAUGCCAUCUACAGUACUGAGACUAUCAACGAUGGCCAGUUUCACACAGUGGAGUUGGUGACCUUUGACCAGAUGAUGAACCUGUCCAUUGACGGGGGUCUCCCUACCACAAUGGACAGCUUCGGGGCGGUGCGGCCACUCAACGGGGAGGCUCCACUAUACGUGGGGGGUAGGGGCCCUCUCCAGAACACACCUCCCUCCUCUGCAGGCAUGCCGGUGGAUGUACAUUCAGGCGUUUUCCGUCUCUGGCAGCUCCAGAACGGCUCCAGUUUCCAUGGCUGUAUCCAGAACCUGUACAUCAACAAUGAGCUCCAGGACUUCACCAAGACCCAGAUGAAGCCUGGCGUGGUCCCCGGCUGCGAGCCCUGCAAGAAGAUCUACUGCGUGCACGGCAUCUGCCAGCCUGACGGGGUUCAGGGCCCGGUGUGCCACUGCCAGCCGGGCUGGAGCGGGCAGCAGUGUGACGAGCCGGUGCUCAACCCCUGCCAGGGCAGCAAGUGCGUCCAUGGAAAGUGCAUCCCACUGGACACUCAGUCGUAUCGCUGCGAGUGUGAGGAGGGUUACCGCGGCGCCCUGUGUAACCAGCAGGGGGAGCUGUUCAACCCCUGCCGACGCCUGACCUGCAAACACGGUCGCUGCCAGAUCUCAGACACAGGAGACGCCUUCUGCCACUGUGAGAGUGGCUACACCGGGGAACUCUGUGAUGCAGAGUCUGAAUGCCGAGGGGAUCCUGUGCGAGACUUCUACCAGGUCCAGCGAGGCUACGCCAUCUGCCAGACGACACGCAUGGUCUCUUGGGUGGAGUGCGCCGGAGCGUGCGACACCGGGGCCUGCUGCGCCAGCCAGCGAAUGAAACGCCGGAAAUACACCUUUGAAUGCAGCGAUGGAACCUCCUUCAGCGAGGAAGUGGAAAAGACCAUCAAGUGCGGCUGCGUGGGCUGCAUGUAGCACCAUUCACUCACAUUUCCUGCCGCUGCCGCCGAGCAGAAGAUAGAAAGAGAGAAAGAAGGGAUAGAAGUAGGAAGAGAGAGGACUGGAGGAAAGAGAGGGAGGGAAAGAAAGAGAGAGUAUAAAGAAUAUAUAUAAAACCUCUAUCUAUAUAUUAUGGACAACAAUGUUUGUAAAAUAGGACAUUUCCUCCCCUUACAAGGGUGUGUGACCUACAGUAACACAGAGAAACCAACAUCAUGAGCGACAAUGUAGAUGUGACAACAACGGCAACAGAACCAUUGUAUCUGUAACAUUGUUCCAAAGGGGUCCAGAGAUUUCAAAAGAGUUGCAUUCAGAGUGAAGCAUCCCUCCAACCCAAAUUAACCGGUGUGAAUUCCCCAUCCAUCCGUGAGGCCUCUGACAGCCUAACCACCAUCCACCAUCUUAACCUCGUGGAGGCAGUGAGGACAGCGGGGUCCAGCCUGGCCAAGAAUGGCAGAAGGAAGGCAGAGAAAGACACACAGAGAGACACAGGAGAAGAGACUUUGACUUGGCAAAGCUAUCUUGAGUUGAGCUUGGCUGGGUUACCCGGACUGGGCUGGAUAUGGUUUGGGUUGAGUUAAGGUCGUUGUUGGUUUGGUGUAGCAAUUUCUCUGCCAGGAAACAGUCAUCCAUCCACACAUGCACAUGUAGAAGUGAACAAUGGAAAGGAAGGGUUAGAGUGGCACAUAAUCCGGUGCGGAUGUCGUGGCUUCGAGGCCCGGUGGCGUCCCAGAUGUUCGCUGUGAGGUACCGUAAUGUAGAAACUCCAUAAAAAUAGAGACUGCACUGACUAGCAGCACUGAAAAUGACAUACACCUCUCUGAAGUACAUCAUCACACGCAUGGCAUACAUUCAUUUACACAGUCUUAAAAAAAAAGCGAGAGGGCUUGUGUGGUAAAACUAUCUAUUCUGUUCGUACAGCAAACCAAUCUGGUGCUGGCAGGGACCAGUGGUUAUCAAUCCCCCAGCAUGCAUUGCCUCAGGGUUAGGAUGAUUUGCAUAAUCCCACGCCCUCAGAGCAGGACGCUGCUCCUAUCGAUGCCUGCAGUAUUAAACUUGUGCAAACAGUUGCAUGUGUGGAGAAGAGUUUGCCAACAAAUAUGUAGAGCUCCUUAAUAUCGUUAUAAAUGUUAUUACAAAACAAAAGUUUGCAGAAUCAUCUUCUGAUUUCUGUUUUGUUCUGUCUAAUUUCUCAUAUUGAUAUGUUUUUAUUUUUGUUAUAUUUUGUUAUAUUUUGUCUCAUGAUAUAACCUAACUCCUUUAGCUGCCCCCCACCCUCCUCAACAACUCUUUAUAUAGAAAUGCCUAACAGAUUCUAAUAUAUAUAUAUUUGUAUUUCAUUUUGGUAUAGUAUUUUUCUAUGUUAAAGAGUAAGUCUGUUUCUGGAAGCUUUGGGACUGGUGGAAAGGCAUUCAGUUGGUUCCCUAGGUGUUUUUAUUUGUUGAUCACACUCGCUCCAACAAGGUUAUUAAUUACAUGAAUUGGCCACAAAUACAGCAGCUGGUUGGCCUUGUUGUAUAGAAGGCAGUAUUGGUCUAGAAAUGUGUGUAAUAUUGUAUAUGUUGUCUUCCAUGUGAAUAUUACAUCUAAUUCAUGAAAGUCUGUGCUUGUUUUUAUUUAUUUUAUCUAAAGGCGUUUUCUGUAGAAAGUAAAGGGCAUACAUGUUGCUGACUUUCAGAUAUUUUAAAACAUUUCAAAAAGAUGAAAAAAGGUAAAAUAAUGAAUAAAAAUAGCAUAAACAUCUGUAAGGUAUUUGUAACAUCACUUAAUAGCAAGUUACAGCAGUGUUUUCCUCCUCUCUGGCUCAACAUUCCUCAUUCGCUGCAGGAGCUGGAGAGGGCCGAGCCGGGAUCCAGAGACCUCCCCCUCAAAUUGACCUUGUAAUUACCAUACCACGCUAAAAGGCUUCUGAUUGUUUUCAUGUCCAUUUUGUUGAAGUGUCCUGUUGUAUUUCUAUCAUUUUCAAUUGAGAUAUGUUUGCCAUAGAGGUGUUUUUAGUUCAGUAGUCAAGCUCAACUGAUCAUAAGCUGCUGUCAAGCCACAAAAAAAGGAUGAAAUGCUUCUGAGGACGACGAUCAUGUUAGGCUUCAUCAUUCGAGAUCUGUCUGAAUAGGCGACCGUGGGGAGCAUUACAUGCCUACUACUGACAGAUCAUAAAUGAGAAAGGUCUGGACAUUUCAAUGUUUGUCGGUUCUAGCUGGCUAUCCACACAAAAAAGUAAUAAAUGGUGCCAAUUACAGUGAACACAACAGUCAUACCUGAAUGUAUAAAUGUGUAUAGAUAAAUAUGACCUAUGCUUAUUCAUGAAGUGGUAACUUUUAGCUGUUAUUUAGUUUCCAAUGUAAGAUAUAGAAAUCACAUACUGUUUAAUAAGUAACAGUCCAUCAGGAUGGCUUAAGGCAUUGUUCUUCCUGCAGAUUUGGAUUGUGUUCAUCCAUUUUGCCGAUCUAAAUGUUUAAAGUCUCUUUAUAGUGUGAAAAGCUGCAGAGCCAGAUCUCAGCUUGGUACAUUGCACACAGAGCUUCUAUUCAUAUUGCUACCCAUGUUAACUUUGUUUUACAUGCUGUUGAUGUGAUCCAAGUGUUGUACAAUAACUUUAAUAGAAGAUCUCGUAAAGGAUUCUUGUGAACAGUCACUGUAACUCUUAGGCGGUGUGCCUCGUAAAGGCGCAUAUUUAGUUGAACGUGGCUUUCUUUUCAUGUCUCCUUUCCUUCCUCUGCACUGAUCUAUACUGGACUGGUGCAUUCAACUUUCUGGUAGACAUCUUAGUGGUGCUUGUGCUAUAUUGAGAUGUAAUUCAGUUAUCUGGUCACAUACCAGAAACACAUAUUUUUCAUCCUAUGAACUAUAUACAUAAAUAUGUUAUUGUAAACGACACGAUGUCUCUGUUGUAUUGAAAUGGUGCAAACACUAAAAAAUAUCCCUCGUUGGGUUCUGUCUAUUUGCUUUUUGUUACAGGAUAGAUGGUGGGAUUAAGCUGAAAAAAUCCCAAUAUUGCUGAAUGUAUGUAGUGCCACCGACAAAAUGUUUACCAAACCUCCACUCUUUUUCAUUAAUUAAACUUAAAUGUGUGUGCUUUUAAGAA